AUGGCCCUGGCGCUGCCGGUGCCCGAGCCGCUGUGGCCGGCGAGCCUGUCCCCGCUGAAGGCGGUGGAUGACUUGUUGCGCUGUGGGAUAUGCUUCGAUUACUUCAGCAUUGCGAUGAUCAUCCCACAGUGUUCGCAUAACUAUUGUUCCCUUUGUAUACGCAAGUUUUUGUCCUACAAAACUCAGUGUCCAACAUGCUGUGUGGCAGUCUCGGAAUCUGACCUGAAAAAUAACCGGACAUUAGAUGAACUAGUAAAGAGCUUUAAUUCUGCAAGACAACAGCUGUUCCAGUUGGUCUUGGAUACUCCACUGAUUUCAUCUCCAUUGGCCUGUAGCAGGCAUUCAGCUGGCAAAAGCCACGUUAGGAGUCCUGCUUCUUGGCCAGUUUUAAAAGAAGAGGUGCCAGUGAUUGACAGUUUCUUGAGAGAGGAAAAAGUUUGCACCUCGACAAAUGCAGAUGGCCUGGCAGGAACAGAUCAGAAGAUUUUCAAAACUGAGGAACACCAUGAUGUUUACAGCAGUUCUGCAGAGGUUGAUGGUAAAGCCAAUGAAGUGGGAUCACGAGAGAGUUCUGAGUGCACCAAAAGUCAUGAAAAGCCUUCUACAUCUGUGGUAAAAGUAGUCAAGAAAGUGGAUUGUCCUGUUUGUGAGGUUGCUAUUCCAGAGCAAUAUAUAAACAAACAUCUGGAUAGCUGCUUGACAAGAGAAGAGAAGAAGGACAGCCUCAGAAGUUCUGCUCACAAAAGGAAGCCUAUGUCUAAAGUUGUUUACAACUUGCUCUCUGAUCGUGAUUUGAAGAAGAAACUAAAGGAACAUGGUCUGUCUACCCACGGGACUCGACAACAGCUCAUUAAAAGACACCAAGAAUUUGUGCACAUGUAUAAUGCUCAAUGUGAUUCUCUAAAUCCCAAAUCAGUUUUGUUCAGUGCUGUUACAUCUUUUUAUUUAACAGCUCCUGUUUUAGUGAACUCUUUCUUGUAUUUUCAAACAGUUGCAGAGGUUGUUAAAGAGCUGGAAAAGAACGAGAAGAUUCGGGUUCAGCUUGAAUUUAAUAAAACUGGUGAAAAUAGCUUGACCUUCACAAAGGACCAGACAGAGGAAGAAAUAGAUGAGAUCCACACUGAUUAUCGAAACAAACACAGAAGUGAAUUUCAAUUUUUGGUGGAUCAAGUAAAUAAUCGGUGGAAGAAAAGUGGUAAGAAGAAAACAGAAAGUGCUCAAAACAAAGAAGAAAUCAGUGUCAAAGAAUUGCCAGCGGCCACAGAACAUACAGAAGAGCAUCACACAGCUAUUGUCCUUGGAAAAGCCCAGAUACUCAAAACACAAACUCCUGAUGGCCAAAGAAGUGAAUCUCAUUCCUUGGAGGAAGUCCAGAGAUCCGUCUCUCCUGCAUUCUCACUGUCAUCUGGAUCAACAAGCAGCUCCAGUUCAGACAUUUUGAGAGAUCUGCAAGGGCUUGAGACAUGUUCAGCGUCCUCUGACAACAGCAGUUUUCUGGGUCUGAAAGUUAACAAAAGAAAGUCGCGUCGGCCCCAAAUGGCAGAAAACGAUCAACUGCUUCCCAAGACUAAGCGGAAGAAGAGCUAGCACUGCAGUGGUGUGAAGCUUAAAACCGUGCAGAAGGCUUAAUGCUGAGAAAUACUACUUAGCUUUUUCCAGUUUUCAGUGUAUCUGGGUACUUAAUAAAAUUUUCGCAUAACUGUCAUUCAAACUGCCUUAAAAUAACCAGACUGGUGUGCUGAUGUUUUUUGUUUACAGCACUGUGGGCCAUCUAAC
This is a messenger RNA of Gavia stellata (red-throated loon), 1776 nucleotides long. It is a transcript of the gene RAD18, whose product is annotated as RAD18 E3 ubiquitin protein ligase. The record is from RefSeq and is a predicted model, not a curated record. Gene Ontology annotation, cellular component: Rad6-Rad18 complex; nucleus. The coding region runs from base 1 to 1587 and encodes 528 amino acids. Gene Ontology annotation, biological process: DNA damage tolerance; protein monoubiquitination. The transcript has 13 exons. Gene Ontology annotation, molecular function: ubiquitin protein ligase activity; single-stranded DNA binding. NCBI's taxonomy places the organism in Eukaryota, Metazoa, Chordata, Aves, Gaviiformes, Gaviidae.